This is a messenger RNA of Aspergillus novofumigatus IBT 16806, 528 nucleotides long. RefSeq lists its product as uncharacterized. The transcript has a single exon. Bases 115 to 468 code for a protein of 117 amino acids. NCBI's taxonomy places the organism in Eukaryota, Fungi, Ascomycota, Eurotiomycetes, Eurotiales, Aspergillaceae. The record is from RefSeq and is a predicted model, not a curated record.
CAUCACCUCUCAUCCUAGUUGUUCCCCUUGAUUAUCACCAGCCAUUCGCUAGAGCUACCAGCCUGUCACCAGUCAUCUCAUGAAGUCACUGCCGCUACGUUUCACCAUCUCUGCAUGUCACAGAUCCGGUCCUUGCCAACUUUCCAUGCUCUGCAAAAUCAUUCGGUCUGCUCUAUCUGUCUAGUCGCCUGGACGUUUCAAUCCCCCCGCCAUUCCGUUGGUUGGGCUUGUUCACGGACUCGCUCCUCUGAUAUACUUAAUCCUCUGUCCGGCCCCGAGUCCCCUCCUGUUCUGACUCUUUUCACAUCUUUUCUGUCACUGCAUAUCAUACUGCUCAUUCCUGGAUACCCCUUUUGGUUUGCUAUUGCUUUCAUUUACCUUGUGUUUGAGGCAUCGAAUGGUUUCUCCAUAGAAAUACACACUGGUCACCCAAAACCUAAUUAUCUCAACAUAAUCAUUGACGCCUAAGUCUCAGCCAGUCUCUGGCAUAACUCACACUCAUCAUGGUAUGGCAGAUCUUUCAGUGAA